Durusdinium trenchii is the source of this 597-nucleotide messenger RNA. Lineage: Eukaryota; Dinophyceae; Suessiales; Symbiodiniaceae. The record is from the annotation of a GenBank genome assembly.
AUGCCUCGAAACCUUCUUCUGCGUGUGAUCUCAGGCAUUGUGGUGCCGCCAGGGUCUGAAGCUUCCUUGAUGGCAUCGGCCUUUAGCGAUAAGGGCGUGCGGUCAUUGCCAACACAGGUGCGGCGCUUUCUUGAUCGACACUUGCGCAAUGCAACGAAUCAUUGCGAGGCGAGGCGGCAAGCUUUGGAUGAGAGCAUCUCAAAGCUGCCUUGGGUGGACACCUUGUUGUGGCUCGACCCUGCAAUGUUGCCGAAGGUUGAUGAAGAAGCAGAAGGAAAAGAGAAAGAUGAAAAGCAAAAGGAUGAAAAGCAGAAGGACAAGGAGAAGGAGAGAGAGAUCCCUCGCAGCCGUCGAGGAGAUCGACCGGAGCGACCCAAGCAGAAUGAACGUCUCCUGCAGAAUGUCCUAGACGAUUCCAAAAGACCAGUGCUCAAGCCGACCAUCAAGAUACCGGAGCCCACUCUGCGGUUGCCACCAGGGAUUUGGCCACCGCUGCCUCCGCGCUAUGUGAUAUCUGAGAGGGGCUUGCAACAGUGGAAGGAAGGCAUUCGUCAGUGGGAGGACGAGAUCUACCAGCAAAGAUGCCCUGGCUUAUGA